Molecule: messenger RNA, 2748 nt
Organism: Dictyostelium discoideum AX4
Lineage: Eukaryota; Evosea; Eumycetozoa; Dictyosteliales; Dictyosteliaceae
Exons: 3
Coding region: 1-2748 (915 amino acids)
Source: RefSeq, a predicted model, not a curated record
AUGUCAUCACCAUAUCCAUCAGAAAAAAAAAAUGAUGCUCAAGUGUUAAAAGAACAAGUUAAAGGCACAUUUGAUCAAUAUAUGCCAAUUUCACUUCAAACAAAAGAGAAAUCUAAAAGAGUUAAAGCACAAAUUACAGAUUUAAAAGACGAAAAUUCCAAACUUUUAAAAGAAACUAAAAAAUUUCAAAAUCGUUUAAUUGAAGAAUCAAGUUUACUUUAUUUUUUACAAAAGGAAGCCCAUUUAUUAAAAAAAAUUGUAAAUAAUAAAAAUCCUGAAAUUAAAACAUUAAAUCAAACUAUAUAUGAUCAACAUGAAUCAAUUAAAAAAUUAAAAGAGGAAGUUGAAAAAGAACAAAAUAAUGUAACAAUGCAAAUUGAAUUAAAAGAAUUAUUAAAACAAUCAGAAAAUAAAUUAUUAUUAGAGUUAACAUCAGUAAAGGAUACAUUGUUGAUUGAAUCACAAAGUCAUUUACAAGUUAAAGGAAUAUUAAAAGAGACAGAGGAUAAAUUAGAGCAAGAGAUAAAAAUAAAUAAAGAAAAGCUUGAAAAGUUGGAUAAAGAGAUUAAUGAACAUAAAGAUAGUAUAAAUCAAUUACAAGAGAGAUUAGAAUCUACACAAGAUCAAUUAAGUAAAUCACAACAAGAAAAUCAAGAAAAAUCCAAAGAUAUUGAAGAAUUAAAAUCACAAUUGGAAUUAAAUUUACAAGAGAUUGAAAGAUUAAAAAUUGAAAUCAAUAGUGAGAAACAAAAAUUUGAAAAUUUACAAGAUACUUAUAAUCAAUUAAUUGAAAAAAAUAAAGAAAUCAUUAAAUCAUUAGAGGAGGAAGUAAAGAUUAAAGAUGAAUUACAAAUUGCAUUAAAUGAAUUAAAAGAGAAAAAUCAAGAGAUAACAGAAAUUAAAGAGAAAGAAGAGAUUAAAAAUCAAGAAUUAACCAAAGAGAAUCAAGAGUUAACUCUAGAGCUAACUCAAUCACAACAACAAAAUAAAGAUAAUGAAUCAAAGAUUAAUCAACAUCAAGAGACCAUUGAACAAUUGGAACAAGAGAAACAAACUCUCCAAAAUGAACUUAAUAAAUUUGAACAAGAUAAAGAGAUUCUUGAAGCAAAUAUUAAAACAUUAACCAUCGAGUUGGAUAAUAAAGUUAUGGAAGUGGAUGAGUUAUCACAAUUGAGAAGUAAUUUAAAUUUGGAGAUUGAAUGUGUACGUAAAUCACAUAUUAAAGAGAUGGAAGAGUUAACAUUACAAAUUCAACAACUUCAACAACAUUUGGAACAAGACAAGAAUGAUAUUCAACAAAGAGAACAAGAGAUUAGCACAUUACAACAGGAGAAUAAAGAAACCUCUUUAAAAAUUCAAUCAUUAACAAUUGAAAUCACAAAUCGUGAUCAAUCAAUUCAAGAGAAGGAAUUAAAAAUUCAACAAUUGGAAGAGCAACUUGAACAAACCAAAGAAGAGUUGACCAGCAUCACAAGACAACUUCAAAAGGUUGAAGUUCAAAGAGAAUCUUUGGAACAUGAAAAUGAAUCCAUUAGGGAAAUGGUAUCACAAUCAUCAAUUAAAGGUUUAGAUGAAUUAAUCGCCUCACAAAAAGAAACCUAUCAAAAGGAUGUACAAACUUUAAAUUUCACUUUACUUGAAAAAAAUAAUACAAUCCAAGAUAAAGAUAAAGAAAUUCAACAAUUAAAUGAAACCAUUAGCAAAUUACAAUCAGAGAUUCAAGAUGAAAAAGAUAAACUUGAACAACAAGUGAAACAACGUGAACAAGAUCUUCUCAAUUUCCAAGAGGAGAAAGAAAGAAUCAAUAGAAAAAAUGUAGAGGAUCAAGUAGAUAGUGAACAAGUGACUGAAAAAGUAGUUGGCGAUUUAAAACAUAUCAUUGAUAAUAUCUCUAGUGAGAAGGAAUUAAUUCAAAAAGAAGCAAAUAAUUUAGCACAACGUUUAUCCAAUGAAAUCGAUAAAUCAAAGGAUAUGGAGAAAAAAGUUAAAGAUCUAGGUAAGGAGUUUGAAUCAAUGUUGGCAACCAAUGAUAAUUUAGCUAAAGAAUUGGAAGAAUCUCAACAACAAUUAUCAAAAUCAAAUCAACUCUUAAAUCAACAUAUUGCCGAUGGUGCAAAUAAAGUUAGUGAUCAUGAUCAUGAACAACUCUUGAAGGAAUUAAAUGAUUUAAAAUCUAAAAACAAAGAAAUCGACGAUCGUAUUCAACAAGAAAGACAACAAUGGCAUUCAAAUCGUUGGGAAAUCGUCGCAGAAUUGGAGCAAGAGAAAUCAAAAUAUAAAAAAUCUCAAGAUCUCCUCCUCGAUGAAAAGAGAAGAAUGGGUGUCGUUGGUAAAACUGUUUCAAAAUUAUUAGAAGACAAUGAAAAACGUUCUUUCGAUUCAAUGACUCCCGAAUCUUUCUAUGCAAUGCUUGAGGCUGCUAAAAAAGAAUUGGACGAAGGUUUACAACAUCGUAAACAAUACUAUGAUGAUGAAGAUUUAAAUGGUCAAUUAUUAAUGGAGAGAGAAGCAAGAAGGUUGGCUGAAUCUCAAGUUGAACAUUUCGCUGUCCUCUUGGAAAAGAGUAAAGUUGAAAUUCAAAAAUAUAAAGAAAUUAUAAAUAAUGGCGGCGCUAAUAAUAAUAAUAAUAAUAAAUCUGGUUUCUUUUCAAAUUUAAUGAAUAAUACAAGUAAUAAUUCUUUUAUAAAAAGAACAUUUACUGGUUCAACUUUUGGUAAUAAUAAUAAUAAUAAUAAUAAUCAAAAAUAA